UACUGGGUGUGUACCCGUAAGGAAGUGAGUACUCAUUCAGUUCGUAAAAGCGACAGGUGAGCCCGCAUUAUUCUCUGUCGCAAGAAGGGUUCCAGACAUCUGGGAUGGAUUUGUUUAAUUUGAGGUCGCUUGUCAUUUUGCUGUCAGCUGUUGGAUGCUGCAACGGGCAGAGCGUACUGCCAGCCGGGCCCUUGGAGGGAGUACAGGGAAAGAACGUCACGUUCAAAACCAUUAUCAGCCCCACAGAUGUUGGCAACUUUAUCACAGUAUCUUGGAAUUUCAACGGUGGUAGUGGACUUGUACCUGUUGUCACUUCUGCGCCCAAAGGAGAGACAGUUGGCGCUGGUUACGCAGGAAGAGUAUCACUGAAUUCAUCCACCGGCGUAUUAAAUCUGGCAUCCUUGACGGCAAAGGAUGGCGGAGACUAUGCAGUGACUAUGGUCACUAGUGCUGCAGUACAGCGCACAGGUGCAACGUUGCUCAGAGUUCUAGAACCGGUCUCCGCCGUGACUAUCACGUCCAACCUGAAUGAAGCGGUCGAGUUCAACAGCACUGUGGUCUUGACCUGUUCAGCCAAAGGCUCCUUCCUCACGUACAAGUGGCUCAACGGCACCACCCCGCUGGUCACCGACGGGAAGCAUGUGACCUUGAGUGCAAACUCCACAGUGCUGACCGUGGCUGGAGUGUUCAGGAAGGAUCUGGUCGGACCCAUCUACUGCACGGCCUUCAACAAUCUAGAGAGUGAUAACAGUGCCCCCUUCAACCUCACUGUCACCUAUGGGCCAGAAAAAAUCGCCAUGACAGUCACCCCCACCGCUGAGAUCCAAAAGAAGGGUUCCAACAUUACAUUGACCUGCUCAGCCCAGUCUAGCCCUGCGGCUGUGCUUCAAUGGAUCCACAAUGGAGUCCCGCUCAGUGUGAUGGGCCCCAAGCUGGUACUGGACAACGUUGCCGUGGCACAGAGUGGAAACUACUCCUGCAUGGCCAGCAACGCCAAAACCUUGCGAUACCUGGAAUCCACAACAGCCAAGUUCACUGUAGUCGAGGCCAUAUCCGGCGCUAAGAUCACAGGCCCCAAUGGAACCCUUGUUGCAGGUAACAGCACGGCCAACCUGAGCUGCCAGGCAACCACCGGCACCGCCGACGCCCGAGUGUGGCUGAAGAAUGGCGCGGCACUGUCUCCUAGCAACAGGGUCGUGGUCUCGGCAGACAAGAGCUCGAUCACGAUCAAGCCAGUGCAGAAGGAGGACAGUGGGGAGUACCAGUGCAAGCUGACCAAUGCUGUGAGCACAGACUCUGCCAGCCUCAAGAUAGUGAUCAGUUUUGGUCCUGAGACUGUGUCCGUGAAGGGGGUAAAUUCCGUAAAGGUGACAGAGCCUGUCAUGCUGAAUUGUGCCGCGGUCUCUCUCCCUGCUGCCACCUACACCUGGAAGUUCAAUGGGACGCUGACCGGCGUGAUGACAGCCGAGUACGGCAUCGAUGCCGCUGUGGCCACGAACAGUGGAAUUUACACCUGUGAAGCCAGCAACGCCGUCACCGGGCUGAGCACCUCCGUUAACCACAAGCUGUCCGUCAAAGAGGAGGGAACACCGGAUGAUGGUCUGAAUGGUGGGCAGAUCGCUGGGAUCGUCAUCGGCGUGCUUAUCGCCCUGGUGCUCAUCAUCGUCGGAGUCCGCUACAUGAGACGGAAAAAAAUACCGAUCGAGUCGCCGUACUAGAAGAGAUCCCAGAGGAAAGCUGGAGCUAUCAGCCCAAAUAAUCAGCCAAUUAUUCCCCUCAAGAUCCAUCGCUGCAGUCGAAGACCAAUCAGGCGGAAACCUCCCCCAAGUCGGUCCAGCAAUACAAACGUUUCAUCACAAAGCCCACAUAACCACAGGGGUCACAACAUCCCUCCCUAGGAGCUGGUCAUCUCCUUUGAAAAUGUUGGUGUGUCUGGGACUCUGGGUCCUUGUGCUUGGAUUGGACCAGAAAGCUCCAACGCAUCUAUCCCAUCUAACAUCUGUCUGUCUGGACUUAUAUUCCUUCACACACCUUCCCUCCACUCCAUCCAGCCCAUUGGCUAAGGUAAACAGCUUCUAACCACUCCCUGGGAUGCUGACCUCCUUCGCAAAACUGAGGAAUGUCAUCGCUUACAUCAAUUUCUCCACAUAUUCCUUAGGAAAUGAAAUGAGCGAUGGUGGUGCCCUGUCCGUAACGAAUGAUCCUUUCAGCUUUGCGAAACUGGAGGAGGAUUUAGUGGGGGCAAUAUAAUGUAGAAGAUUGUAAGGCUGAGUCACUUGGUCACUCCUCACUGAUCACAACAUCAUGGCGAAUGGGCAAAUAUCGUCUGAAACUUUCAAACAACUGACGGACACAGGUUCAUAAAUCUGACGUUACCACCUCUGCUUGAUCCCAAGGGUAGCUUUAAAAAAAAAAAAGUUAUUUUUAUUUUUUUAACAUCUGCAAGAUCUGCUCGUAAGAGCUUCAUGUCAAAACAGCAACGACAAGAUCCAACACGCAGCAAAUGUUAGGGGGAGAAAGAAAAGGUAAGAAUGCUUUUGUGGGCAAAGACAUUCUUUGGUUUUGGAGGGAAAAUGUGUGUGUGUCAGGGCUGUGCUAAUGAGUUUCGUUAUUUGUUGUAUCCCACUUUUCAAAUGGAUCCAUCGUUGAAAUUUGAAUCUUGUUUGUAUUAUUUUGGCUUUUGUAGUAUAAUACAAAAAGUAUGUUUUUAGGACCAUAAAUGAACAACUGCCAUUUUAUGUUAACUGUAACACAAGCCCUUUUACCUACUUCUUAGCUUUGUGAAAAAUGACAUCCUUGUUUUUAGUCACUAGUAUUUAUUUUUUUGUAACCUUAGUUGAAUUGAUUGAGCUGACGGUGUGUUUUUAUUUUUUAUCCAAUAAAUGAUAAUGAGUAGUUUGACAGCACACACAGUUGUGUGUGACGCCCAGUCACACACGCCUUCAGUUAGAACACACAGUACUAUCUGUUCAUUAUCUGUUGUGUUUUCUCCCACACAUUAAAGUCAAUGGGGGGGGGGGGGGUUGAAUGGCAUGAACAGCGUUUUUGUCUAGUUGGUUAAAUUCUUGAAGAUGACCAGGGAGAAAUCGACAAUUUUACCUGAACAGUUUCUAUUUUACUGUUAAAAGGGAUAGACCAGCUCAAAUGGCACAUCAAUAAACUGCUCCCUUUGUAAAUAUGAUUUACUUCAUGUAAAUGUGAACUGUAAUGAACAUUGUAUUUUUUAGGCUUGACACUCUGUCAUCUAUUUGGGGUUUCUUGUUCAAUCUUAAUUUGAAUAUUUCAAAAUGUCAUACAUUUUCUCAGGUUGUUUACAAUAAUGCGUAUUAUUCUUUAACGACUGAACUGCCUAUAUUCAUGAAUCAUUUUCUCUUUGUAUAGACACACCUCUGAGAUGUUUGUUUUAGUUUAUUUAUUCUUCUGUUGCUACUGCUAUUUGCUUUUGUUACAGUCUGGUUUAUUUUCAAAAUUAGCUUUACUUCCUGUGUCUAGCUAGCCAACCCCAGUCUCUGUAUUCCCCCCCCCCCCCCCCCCCUCCCCCUCUCUCUCUCUCCUAUUUGUUCCUGGGAUUUGGAAUGACACAACAUAUAGGCGGACCAACGGUUCAUUUUUUAAAUCCUCUUUACUGGUGAGAUAACCAAGAGGAUUUCUGUCUCGCUGCAGUUGGUGUGUGUAUGCAAUGGUGUUCUCCUCUCCUGCCCCACCAGUCUCCCUGUUUCUUCACAGGUAUACCUCAGAAAGAAAGAAAGAAUGUAAAGACCUGCUUUAACAACUUUAACAGAGACAAGGAAUCCCUGUGAUGGGCAGGUUGUGUGCUCAGGGUGGGAAACCGACACCCUGAGCACAGGGGUGGGUUAAUUAAAGCAUCCAUAUUUUAUCCAAACCACAUUUUACAUUUGAACUGGAUUUGAAACCACACAUUUACAUUUGAACUGGAUUUGAUCCUCUUGUAAACAAAUUCAUAUAUGAGCGUGUGAAUUGUAAACACAUUCACACACUCGUAUAAAAAUGAGGUCUACUGUUGAGUGCAGUUAGAAUGGGAAUAUGAAUGUGCAGAUGAACAAACACUACAAGGUGCAGGAGGUGCUUGGUAGUGACCAGGCUAUCAAGUUCAUUUUCCUUGAGUCAACAAUGGCUUUAAUUUUUUAUUUUUUUUUACUGUUGGUCUGGUUGGGUGUUAAAACAAUGGGACAAUUGUGUAACACUGUACUUGAAUGUAAAAGAAAACUCAAUAAAAAUGUUGGUGUACAAAAAUC
Molecule: messenger RNA, 4256 nt
Organism: Oncorhynchus kisutch (coho salmon)
Lineage: Eukaryota; Metazoa; Chordata; Actinopteri; Salmoniformes; Salmonidae
Product: carcinoembryonic antigen-related cell adhesion molecule 1
Exons: 9
Coding region: 105-1718 (537 amino acids)
Source: RefSeq, a predicted model, not a curated record